AUGUUAACAGCAGCUAUCUGCUCCUCCAACCUGCACAGGAGACAAGUGGGGAUGAGCUUCCGAGGUCGGAGAAUCCCUGCCGCCAGGAAUAUGCCCAGUCCCUCGCAGAAGAUUGCCACAGUCUUAAACCUUAACGUUGGAGGCCAGAUCUACACCACAACACUGAGCACUCUGACAAGGUUCCCUGGGUCCAAGCUGGCCGAAAUGUUCCGUGGCCACACCAGAUUGCCCGUUGACUCCAAGGGCAGACACUUCAUCGACAGGAAAGGCACAUACUUCAAGUACAUCCUGGAAUUUCUGCGGACUCAAGAGCCACCAAGCCAGUUUGUAGAGGAAGUCUACCAGGAGGCACUCUUCUACGGCAUUGAGCCCCUGGUGAAGCACCUCGAGGACUUGCCAGAAAUAUAUGGAGAGCUGGUUGGGAGGCAGAAUUUUUUGGCACAGGUGGCGAAUUACAGGGAGAAUAUAGAAGUCAUUAUCCAACUAGCCAGGGCCGACACGGUGGCCGCCCGCCAAUCCAUAGUGAUGGUUUGUGUCGUCAAAAGCAGGGAGGAUAAUGCAGAGUACCUGCAGACCAUCAGCAGGCUUGGCAGCAGCAAAGACCUCAUUGUGAAAUUCGGUCCUUGGGACCCCUCCCCAACUGUUUCUGAUAUGUUGCACUGCAUCAAAAUGGACAUAGAGAAAAGGGGCUACAAGGUCUCUUACCAACCCUACGGGAUGGUGAAAAGGCCACUUUCCAAGCCGUGUAAAUUCUUCUAUGAGUUGAUUUUCACUUGGUGGUAA
This is a messenger RNA of Pristis pectinata (smalltooth sawfish), 783 nucleotides long. RefSeq names its product BTB/POZ domain-containing protein KCTD14-like. Bases 1 to 783 code for a protein of 260 amino acids. NCBI's taxonomy places the organism in Eukaryota, Metazoa, Chordata, Chondrichthyes, Rhinopristiformes, Pristidae. The record is from RefSeq and is a predicted model, not a curated record. The transcript has 2 exons. Gene Ontology annotation, molecular function: protein binding. Gene Ontology annotation, biological process: protein homooligomerization.